UGCAAGCAGUGAAAACCUACUGUGACCCCUAGCAGGCCUUCCCGCCCCGUCCACGUGACUCCCCUGGGGAGGGGGGUCGCCCAGGGCGUGUGCUGAGCCGGGAUACAUCACUCUGGCUCCUGCACACCCCUCCCUCUCCCUGUCCAUGGGGAGGCAGAAGACAGGAAAUGACUGCCAUGGAUGUGGUAUGAUUUCUACUGAAACAGCUCUGGCCCCUCGCUGCUCACAGCUGUUUCCCUUAUACCAGCCAGGUGGCUGGCUCUCUUCUCCCCUUCCCUCCUCUCCCCUGUUCUCCCCCCUUCCCUUCACAUGACUUGGGCCUUUGGAUUCUCCGCUCCUGGCUCCUGGCCACAUUCCACCGCUCUUUCAGAACCCAGGCGUCCUGGCCUGCAGCUCAAAUUGCUGCGUGUGUUCUCGCCCAUCCCCUGCCCCAUGAGUCAGGCUUUCUGAAGGGACCAGCCCAGUACUUGGCACUUGCAGGGGAGAGGGGAAAGGGGAGCGGGCUAGGUGGUGACAUCAUAAUUAGAGGGUAUAAAAGCUUUAGCCCAAACAGAUUUGAGGACACAACCUGCCAGCGCGCCUGCUGCCUCAUUCUACGGACAGACGCCCGGUGGCAGAUUUCCUGCAGCUUCAAGGCCCACACGACACCAUGCCGGGCUCUCCCUGUUUUCUGUGGCUUCUGGCCGUGACCUGCUUGGUUCCCAGAGCUCAGUCCUUGGACCCUCCAGACCCUGAGGAAGAGGAUGAGGAUCAGACACCUCUGCCGCCCUGGCCGGCUAUCCACUGUGACUAUGACCGCUGCCGCCACCUGCAGGUGCCCUGCCAGGAGCUGCAGAGGGUCAGCCCGGUGCCCUGCCUGUGCCCUGGGCUCUCCAGCCCUGACAAGCCACCUGAGCCACCGCGCCUGGGAGAAGUGCACAUCAUGGCCGAGGAGGGCCGCGCUCUGGUCCACUGGUGCGCACCCUCCUCCCCCGUCCUGCAGUACUGGCUACUGCUUUGGGAAGGCAGCAGGGGCCCACAGAGAGGACCCAGCCUCAAUGCCACAGUCCGCAGAGCAGAACUUGGAGGACUGAAGCCUGGGGGCACUUAUGUCAUUUGUGUGGUGGCCUCUAACAAGGCCGGGGACAGCCACGCUGUAGCCCAGGAAGGUGGGGAGAACUCUGAGCACGUGGACCUCCCUGCCUUUGGUCCCUGCAGCCGGAUCACCGUGCCACUCAGACCUGCCACCCUGGUGCACUUGGCUGUGGGGGUGGGCACAGCCCUAGCCCUGCUGAGCUGUUCGGCCCUGGUCUGGCACUUCUGCCUGCGGGACCGCUGGGGCUGCCCACGCCGCAGGCUGUGAGCGAGGGGGCCUGGGGACCACUCCAUCCAGUCCAAGGUAGGAGAGGAGUCACAAGCCACACCCAGGCACCUGGGCUAUGUGUCUCAGCUCUCCAGGCUGGGAUCUUGUUUAGGUCCCGGACUUAUUACUCUGCAGCCAGAUCGGAGUAAGGAGUAGUGAAGGUACUGCAAGUUUUUCUUAAAG
Molecule: messenger RNA, 1525 nt
Organism: Ochotona princeps (American pika)
Lineage: Eukaryota; Metazoa; Chordata; Mammalia; Lagomorpha; Ochotonidae
Gene: LRRN4CL
Product: LRRN4 C-terminal like
Exons: 2
Coding region: 650-1342 (230 amino acids)
Molecular function (GO): protein binding
Source: RefSeq, a predicted model, not a curated record